AUGGCACAAUUCCUCAUCAGUCAGUUAAAUAUUCCAUCAAAGCGAAAUGAAACAGUACAUGAACCAUCAAGUGAUAGUCAUACAACAGAAUCACAUCGUACUCUUCCAUUGAUUCAAUCAGGUAUUGUUGCUGAUCAUCAUCGUCCCUAUGCUGAAUAUGGUCAUCUCGAUCGAGAAACAAUUGCGAAAGAAUGUAAAUUUAAUCUUCAAGUACCAUCAUCAUCGUCAUCAUCCAUCAAUACAAGAUCUUUUCGAAUGAAUACUAAAUCAUUUGCGAUCACAUCAUGGACUAAUGUAUCGAAAGAAUUAGUUCUUGAUGAAAUCAAGAGAAAGUUCAAUAUCGAGAAUAUUCAAUAUAUUUGUAUCAGUGAAGAGAUCAGUGAACUAAACCAUCAAAGACAUCUUCAUAUACAGAUCAUUCUAAAAAAUAAAGUCAACAUCAAAUCACGUUUUCUCGAUGUCAUUACUGGUGUAUCUUGUAAUUAUCAAGUAACACAGAAUGAUCUAGCAUGGAAUGAAUAUAUCAAGAAAGAUGGUAACUAUCUUGAAUUCAAUGAAUUCAAAUCAAUGCGAAUCCGUGGUCAAAAACAAUGGCCAUCAUCGUCAUCAUCAUCAGUACCUGAUCAGCAAUUAGUACCACGAAGUACAACAUCAUCAACAACAACAACAACAACAACAGUUCGAGCACAAGUCGAGGCUCGACGUCAAUAUGAACAACAGACAGUCAUUCAAGCAAUGGAAUUAGCUAAGAUCAAUAUUCAUCAAGCUAUGGAUCUCAUUCGACAUGCAUUACCAACAAAAUUCCUUGCUCAUAGUACAUGGUAUUUAUCAACAUUCAACUAUAUUCAUCUACGAGCACAAGAAGAGAUCGAUCGAAAUGGUCAGAUUGAUAAGGAAUAUGUCUGGCCACUAUCAUUUCCACAAUGUACAGAUCGAUUACGUGAAGUGAUGGAUCAAUGGAUGCGACAUCAUUUCUCUCGCACUAAACGUGCAAAGUGUCUCAUCAUCAUUGGACCGACUGGUACAGGCAAAACAUCAUUCGCUCUAUCAUUACCAGGUCGUGUCAAUUAUUUUAAAGAACGAUGGAAUCUUGAUCACUGGAGUGACUAUGCACGUUACUCAGUCUAUGAUGAUAUUCCAUGGGAUGAUUUCUCGAAAUUGAAUUAUCCUAAUAAGAAAGGUCUAUUGACACAGAAUGGUCGAAUAAAUGCCACAGAUAAAUAUCGAGGUACAAAAGAGAUCAAUGUGAGACAACCAGCUAUUGUUCUAUUGAAUCCUGAAGAUACUGGUUCAUUAUUAGCUGAACCGAUCACUCUUCAGGAACAACAAUUAGCUGAAUAUUGGAAAGAACGAGCAUUCAUCUACAUUAUGAGUGAUGAUGAAUAUUUCUAUAAGAGAUCGACGCCUCAACAUCAUCAGCCUCGAACAACUGAUGAACAACAUCUCUCAGGUCAGUCCUCAAUGGACAAUAAUGAAGCUCGAUUAGGUGAUAUCGAUGAAUUCGAUCAGAUGAUCCAUCGAUAUCAAAAGAAACAUCGAUCAUCCUAA
This is a messenger RNA of Rotaria sp. Silwood2, 1548 nucleotides long. The record is from the annotation of a GenBank genome assembly. Lineage: Eukaryota; Metazoa; Rotifera; Eurotatoria; Philodinida; Philodinidae.